AAAUUAUCAAGUACAAGUACUGUGUUUAUAUUUUUUUAAAGUUUAUUAUUUCGAUUUUCACUAACAAUGUUGACAUAACGGAUACCAGAAAGAAAUAUUAGAGCAAUUUUAGUGCACAGUGAUGCUUUUUUUCUGUAUGUAAAUAUAUAUAUGUGUAUUUUGAGUAUCUUUUGUGAACAAAAAUUAAUGAGUACUUUAUAUGAAGAUUUUUGUGAAGAAUUUUGUUAAAGAUAUCUUCAAGACAUCUUGCAAUUUAAAAUGUCUCACACAAUUAUAAGCAAUCGUGAACGACAAGAGGAUGAGGUGACUGCUCUGUCCAACGUCUACGAUGAGAACGAAUUCUUCUCCACAAAAGGAGAGCAGAUAAAGUGCACAAUUAGCGUGUUUCCAUAUUUUUCUAAGAAAUUAGAAGUGAAUUUUGCCGACUACACUUCGUUUAAUACAACCUCUGAUAUUAACGAUAAAAUAUUUGUUGAAUACUUGCCUCCAAUCAAAUUAUACAUUUCUCUGCCUGAUUUGUAUCCAUCUCAAAAGGCACCAAAUUUUUUCUUGUCCAUUACUUGGCUACCCCUUUGGAAGAUAUCUUUUAUUUGCCAGAAAUUAGAUGAAAUAUGGGAAGAGAAUAAGAACAAUGAAAUCCUCUUUCAUUGGAUAGAAUUUUUGAAACAUGGUGUCUUUGAUUUGCUUGAUAUACGAACAAUCUUAGACGUUUCCUUCAUGAAUACAAUUUACACAAAGUUGGACAAUCUCUCAACGUUCCACUCAUUGUCAGAUCUCAGAGCCAUAAAUGGUGCCUUAUCCUUGAAUAUAAAGAAAUUGUUAAUGAAUUACGACAGAGAGCAACACUUAACGCAAUUUAACAAGAAAGAUUUCACUUGUGACAUAUGCUUUGAGAAGUAUAAGGGGCUAAAGUGUAUAGAAUUGAAGAAUUGUGGGCACGUUUACUGCAAGAGCUGUAUGCAAGAAUAUGUGCGUACCAAGCUUGGCGAGUACGUGAAGAUUAUAUCGUGUCCAACGUUAGAUUGCAAAUGUAAAGUACAUGCCAAUGACAUUAAGAUCCUCUGUCCGAGCAUAUUUCCACGAUAUGAAGAACUCAUGGUGCGAGUAGCGUUGGACACUAUGAACGAUGUGAUAUAUUGUCCAAAAAUUUCUUGUCAGUAUCCGGUUAUCAGGGAUCUUAGCGACACUGCGCCCAUUUGUCCUAACUGCAACAAUUGUUUCUGCAUAUAUUGCCGUAAGGUGUACCACGGAACUGCGCCAUGCGAGAUGACGUCGGAUCAUAUUAAGGAACUUGUAAAAGAGUAUAAGAACAGCGAUGAUAAAAAGAAGAAGCUGUUGGAGAAGAAGUACGGUAGACGACAAAUGCAAUUGGUUGAGAAACGUCUUACAACUGAUUAUCUAAAAGACAACGCGAAAAGCUGUCCGAAAUGCCGCAGUUUCAUUAGUAAAACCGAUGGCUGUAACAAAAUGACGUGUCAACACUGUCAAUGUUGCUUCUGCUGGCUGUGCGGUGAAUGGAUUACCUCGAUGAAUGCAUAUGAGCACUUCACCAACGUUAACAAUUUGUGUUUCGGACGUUUGUUCGAGAACAUGGAGAACGAUGACAAUGAUGAUAUAAUACAAAAUAUAAUCUGGCUUGAAUAUGCAUUGGACUUGAAUUAGAUAUGUUUUCGAUAAGUUUUUGAUCGACAUAACGAAGGUUCAAUUAGGAUUUUUUUAUUGAUAUUUUUUGAGAUUGUGAUAUAUUGUGUUAUUAAUUACUAAAUUUGAUUGAGAUUGUGGUAUAUUGUAUUAUUAAUUACUAACAAGGAAUCAAUAACAACAAAGAACAUUUAUAAAAUUUAAAAAUUUUAAAUGGGUACUUUUUUUUAUCGGCAAGCAUCUCGCCAAUUUAUUGUAAAAAAAUAUUAGUUUGAGUUUUGUGAAUCAUUAAUAUCAUGAUAAUCUCAUGUACAUAUUUGCAUUUGUAAAUGUAUAUGCUGAAUUUUGUACAAAAAAAUAGACAUGUAUGUGUAUUUU
Molecule: messenger RNA, 2019 nt
Organism: Linepithema humile (Argentine ant)
Lineage: Eukaryota; Metazoa; Arthropoda; Insecta; Hymenoptera; Formicidae
Source: RefSeq, a predicted model, not a curated record